AUGGAUAAGUCGUGGAUGCACGCCGAUAGAAGAUCAAGGAAGUUUCAGCUAGGACUAGCAAAAUUUUUAAAGUUUGCCUCAGCGAAUGCCAGUAAUGAAAGGAAGAUACGUUGUCCUUGUUUAAAAUGCUGCAACACUGAUGGAUUUUCCAUUGGAGUUAUUAAAGACCAUAUAUUCUGGAAUGGUAUUGAUGAGAGUUAUAAGAAUUGGAGGUGGCAUGGAGAGCCUUCUAUGUCUUACAUGAAUAGUAGAAUGCAAGGCGAAUCUGAAACUGUAGAUUGGGAACCUGCUAGUGGGGUAGGGGAGAAUGAUGUAGAUAUAGGAGGAAGUGAGGAUGAGGAGAUAUCUGAAGACUCAAAUGAGUUUCUAAAGUAUGUGGAGGAUGGUGAUAAGCCCUUGUACCCUGGUUGUACCAAGACAACCAAGUUGAAUGGUUUGAUUCAGACAUUCAAUCUGAAAGCAAAGCAUGGAAUGACUGAUGCUUGCUAUUCCGACAUGCUAAUAAUGAUUGGGGGUUUGCUUCCUGAAGCGAAUGAGGUUCUAGCCUCAUUGUAUGAGGCAAAAAAAAUACUUAGUCAAUUAGGGAUGGAGUACGAAAAGAUCCAUGCAUGUCCUAAUGACUGCAUCUUGUAUAGACAGCAGCAUGUAGAUGCUAUUAUAUGCCCCACUUGUGGUGUUUCACGGUGGAAAUUGGGCAAGGAUAAAAUAGAGAAAGAAGGGAUUCCUGCCAAGGUAUUAUGGUACUUUCCAUUAAUCCCGAGGUUGAAACGAUUGUACCAAUCAGCAAACACAUCUAAGAAUCUGACUUGGCACGACCAUGGCAGAAAAAAAGAUGGGAUGAUGCGACAUCAAGCUGAUUCCCCAACCUGGGAUUUAAUUGAUAAAAGAUGGCCAGAAUUUGGGAAUGAGCCUAGGAACCUCAGACUAGCCCUCUCAUCUGAUGGCUUUAACCCCCAUAGUUCGCUAAGUAGCAGGUACUCUUGUUGGCCUGUUAUACUUAUCACAUAUAAUCUUCCUUCUUGGCUGUGUAUGAAGAGGAAGUAUAUGAUGUUGACGUUGUUAAUAUCUGGACCAAAACAACCUGGUAAUGAUAUUGACGUCUAUUUGCAGCCCUUAAUAGAUGACUUGAAAUUGUUGUGGAAUGGAGUUGAAGGAGUAUAUGAUGCAUUAAGAGGGGACUACUUCAAACUGAAAGCAGUACUCCUCUGGACUAUUAACUAUUUUCCUGCUUAUGGGAACUUGUCAGGUAGCAUUGUAAAAGGUUACAAUGCUUGUCCAAUAUGCGUUGAUCAGACCCGACCACAUAGGUUGAAGAAUGGUAACAAAAUGUCAUUCAUGAGGCAUCGCCGCUUUCUACCUCGACAUCAUCCUUAUCGAAAACAGUAUGCUGCUUUUGACAACACAAUAGAAGAGGACCUUGCUCCUGAACCAUUAACCGGAGACGAGGUGUUAGCAAGAGUAGAGAGUCUGAAUUGUGAAUUUGGCAAAAAGUCUCGCCCUCCUCAUGGUAAAACAAAGGAUGGGGUUGCUGCUCGUUUAGACAUGGUUGAAAUGGGCAUUAGGACUGAUUUGAGCCCUAAAACUGGUGCCAAAAGGGACAAGUUACCUUUGGCUACUUGGAACUUGCUGCUAAAUGAAAAGAAAAUUGUUUGCAGCUCUUUUUUCGAUAUGACGGUGCCUGUCCGGUUUUCAUCAAAUGUUAGAAGUCUUGUCUCUAUAGAUGAUUUAAGACUUGUUGGUCUUAAAUCGCAUGAUUGUCACACCGUCAUGCAAAUUCUUCUCCCUGUUGCUUUACGCUCUGUUCUAGAGAAGCCGGUUAGGUAUGCAAUAAUUCGUUUCUGCCUAUUCUUCAAGGCUAUAUGUUCUAAAGUGAUCGAUGUUUCGAAGCUAGAAAAAAUGCAAGCUGACCUGGUUGUUACAGUUUGCUUGCUUGAGAAGUACUUCCCACCUUCUUUUUUCGACAUCAUGAUUUAUUUAACUGUCCAUCUUGUGAGAGAAGUUGAGCUGUGUGGUCCAGUAUUUUUUCGAUGGAUGUACCCCUUCGAGAGAUACAUGAAAGUGUUUAAAGGAUGGGUGAGAUGUCGCAGGCAUCCUGAGGGGUGCAUAGCAGAGUGUUACAUUGUCGAAGAAGUUGUUGAGUUUUGUGCUGAACGUAUGCUUGAUGAUGCUACUACUGCUGGAAUUCCAGAAAGUUGCAAAUCAGGAGUCCGUACUGCAACAACACCAUUAUCAGGCGCUAGCAUGAUAUCUGUUUAUGGAAAGGAGCUGCAUCAAGCACAUCUUUGUGUCUUACAAAAUACGGAGGAUGCGAUGCCCUUUUUCACUGAACACUUGGAGUUAUUGAAGUUGCUAUUUCCUAAGUUCUCGAAAAACCGAAAGUGGCUGAAGGAUAAACAGAACCAAACAUUUGCUGAGUGGUUAAAGGAGAGGGUAUCAAAUGAACUCAUGUUCGCCAACAAUAAGGUUUCAGAAACAAUGAGGUGGCUGGCAGGUGGACCAAAGAAUGGAGUGCCGACAUUUAGUGGAUACCAGGUUAAUGGAGUUGAUUUCAACACCAAGGAGCGGGAUAAUGUUCGUUCAGUUCAAAACAGUGGAGUGUUUUUGCAAGCUGAUGCAAUGCAAGUUUCUAGUGCAAGGGAUAAAAACCUCAGAACUGAUGAUAUGGACUUCUACGGUGUGAUUAGACAAAUCUGGGAGUUGGACUACUAUAAGUUUAGGGUUCCGAUAUUCAAAUGUGAUUGGGUUGAGAAUGUUAGGGGCAUCAAAGUAGACGAACUUGGGUUUACUUUGGUAAAUCUAAAUAGAAAAGGGCACUUGAAGGAUGCUUUUGUCUUGAGUACACAUGUAAAGCAAAUUUUUUACAUACAAGACCCUCUUGAUGCUCAAUGGUCAGUAGUCAUACGGUGCCCAGAUAGAGACUACCAAGGGGCUGUUGAAGAUGAGGAGCUAGAGGAUAUUGAAAUGGAGCAGCAGCCAUUUAAUGCCACAAUGCCAUCCAUUGAGACUUUUGAUAACAUUGUUGGUGAUGAACCUAGCAGUUAUAUGCGACCUGGAGAUGAAGGAAUAUGGAUUGAGAAGGAAAACGGUUCACAUGGCUGA
Molecule: messenger RNA, 3099 nt
Organism: Rosa chinensis
Lineage: Eukaryota; Viridiplantae; Streptophyta; Magnoliopsida; Rosales; Rosaceae
Exons: 4
Coding region: 1-3099 (1032 amino acids)
Source: RefSeq, a predicted model, not a curated record